ACAAUAUUUGAGAUACCGAAAAUGAAAGCUCCACCCCCUGCCCCAAAAGCAUAAUUCGACUUUACUUUUUUUUUUUUUUUUUUAUUGUAUAAUCCCUCAUUUUUAUUACAAUGAACAUCAUGUUGCGUAGUACUAGUCGUUUGGUUGUUGGUCGUACAUUGAACAGGUGUCGUUAUUUGAGCGUGAGCCGAGUUCCUUUUGAGAAAAAGUCAGAGGAUCCUUAUCCCAACCUUGCGAUUCGUCAUUCAGCAGAAGCCGCACUGGACAGUUCUUAUCCCAACUUACCCCCCAUUCCUCGCCCCAACGAAAGCACGGAGAACAAACGUCGUCGAUUAGGAUAUCAAAGUCGAAAGCGUGGUAUUCUUGAAACCGACCUGUUAUUAUCUACAUUUGCCAAGGUAUGGUUACCCCGCUUUGAAUUGAAGGAUUUACAGGAAUAUGAUGCUCUAUUGGAUGAACCGGACUGGGAUAUCUUUUAUUGGGCUACAGAUAAAAAACCCGUACCCCCCAGAUGGCAAAACUCAAAGGUCUUGGAGAUGAUUAAACAACAUGCCAAAAAUGAAGACAAGAAAGUGCUUCGUAUGCCAAAUUUAGAAAAGGAUUGAAAAAAUGAGAAAGUGUGUGUGUGAGAGAGAGGCCGAAUAUGGUUUAAACUGAAAUAAAAAAAAAACGAGACUCUAACUAUCUUUAUGGAAAGUGAAGAAAAUAAAGAUAUGCCUUAUCGGCUUGCAUUAUGCAUGUUAUUAAGGGCUGAAAGGGGGGUUAUGUAAAACAGGGUACUAUAUAAAUAUAAAUAUAUAUAUAUAUAUAUAGAAGAGGGGUUAGCAUUACAAAAAGUCUUCUUUUUUUUUUAUUUUAUCUCUUUUAUUUCCCAC
Mucor mucedo is the source of this 875-nucleotide messenger RNA. RefSeq names its product Flavinator of succinate dehydrogenase-domain-containing protein. Gene Ontology annotation, cellular component: mitochondrion. The transcript has a single exon. Bases 111 to 605 code for a protein of 164 amino acids. Lineage: Eukaryota; Fungi; Mucoromycota; Mucoromycetes; Mucorales; Mucoraceae. The record is from RefSeq and is a predicted model, not a curated record. Gene Ontology annotation, biological process: protein-FAD linkage; mitochondrial electron transport, succinate to ubiquinone; mitochondrial respiratory chain complex II assembly.